AUGGAUAACCAAUCGCCUCCCCGCCUCUCUCUUUCACCAUCGACCUCGAAGCUUACUCCUUCGACUGGUGCCAACGCGUCGGCGUCGCCUUCUCGGACCCUUCGACCAUCAGCGUCUGCGGGAAAUCUGUCGACACCUAGUGUGCCACCGUGCAUUCCACCCGUAGCCGAUUCUCAGCCUUCAUCCCAAACUCAACCAGAUGAAAUCGAGAAUAAGCCACCCGUUCCAACAGAGAAUGCUCUACCUACAUUUCUAGAUACCGACUUCUGGUUGGACUUCAGCUGGGAAGGCUCAAAUGAAUGGCCUUCGCAGAAUGACAAACAAUCAACUAACCAAGGCGAAGCAGUUCAGCCACCUGAGGGGGACCUUUCUGCGAUUCUCGAUUCGAUCUUCUCUAGUGCAGACCUCCUUGACGAACAAGCUGCUUCAUGCGAGACACCUGCUGCGAAUGUGGACGCUUGCCCCACGUCAGACGAGUUGUUUGGACUUCAAGAAACACCUACUGCAGAAGAAGCCUCGUGGAUCCCAUCGCCUGUUCCUGAAGCUCAGGAAUCGGAGAAAAGGGCAGGAAAGAGAAGGAUGGUCGAUGAUGAGAAGUCUCCAACCCAUGAACCGAGCCCAGUCUUGGAAUGGCCAGAAGAGACUCCGUUAUUGGAGAGGGGCGAUGAAGAACUGUUUUGGCUUAUGAAGGCUUGUGGAGGUGAUCCACUUGAAGGAAUUGCCUUCAGUGAAGAACCACAGGCACUCAUUGAACGGGCCCCUUUCCCUGGCCCACACACUCCAGAACCCCCGACGGCAUUAGAUGAUACUCCAGCCAUCGUCCCUCCAGUCCCUCCAGUCAAACAGUCUCGCAAUCACAAGAGCUCGAACAAGAGGAAGCUCGACGCUGCUGGGCUCUCUACUGCACAUCCUACGGCCUCGAGAAAGCAUAUGGGUGGCUUCGACGAGCGACUACGUCUUGACCCACGUAUCCCACAGGAUCGGCCGGAGGUCAUAGAUCCAAAAAAUCGAACAACCAUUAGGAGGCAUAAGCGAGAUGUGUUUAUCAACUCUGUCGGGAACCAGGGUUCCUAUACGGUGCCGAAGGGGAAGUGUAAGAGAAGCUCAAAAAAAGUAUGUAAGGCGCCUACUCAGCUGACAGAGACGAUGCCAAUUUCUUUGCCAACCGUGCCUCCCAUCCCUCAACUGCCAUCGAGCUCGACGCCUCCUGCGCCUGUGAACCUUUCCCAGCCUGCGGUUUCUUUGCAACAGACGCUCCGGGAAGGAUCUUUUUCUACUCGGGAUUCCGCUCAGAACGGCACACCACCAGCGGACGGCGCGGAAGAAGAGGAUGACGACGACAUCUAUACGAACUAUCCACUGUAA
Molecule: messenger RNA, 1365 nt
Organism: Cyclocybe aegerita
Lineage: Eukaryota; Fungi; Basidiomycota; Agaricomycetes; Agaricales; Hemipholiotaceae
Source: the annotation of a GenBank genome assembly